AUGGAGCACGAAAUGGAUGACGCGCAACCCGCGCCGCCUUUCACGGCGGUGUGCACGCAUCGUCUGGUCGUGAGCAGCCCCAGCAAAGACGGCCACGCCAGCCCCGGUUCGCCCGAGGUGAUGUCGGUGCUGGGCGGCAAGGCGUCGUGCCGGCGGAAGUUCGUCCUGCACGUGCAGCUCACGGACGACCAGGGUAACCCGGUGAGCAAGGACCUCGCUGUCACGGCCUCGCUCACCUACUCGCACGACUGCAGUGCGGUGAAGCUGGAGGAGGGACAGGCGAUGGUGGAGCCACCGCUCUUCACCACUUUCAACGGCGUCGAGUUCCCCGCACACCUCCGCCCCUCACAGAUGCUCGCAGGGCGAGCAACGUUCAAGCUGGCGCUGUCAGUGCUAUCAUCCAAGUGUGACAACCGCCUGUUCGCCGUGUGCUUCACGGCCGCCACGCCCCUCAACGCCCCCACCCCCCUCAACGCCGACGGCUCGCCUCUGCUCGUCGCCCCCGGCUACUCCCGCGCCAUUCGCAGCAUCUCUCGCAAGCGAUCCCGCAACGCUGGCCCUGGUGCCGCUACUGCCAACAGAGGCGGCGGCAACGGCAACGCGAGCAGCAGCAGUGCGAGCCACGGCAGUGCAGGGCAGGGCAGCCACGGCAACCACAGCAGCCACGGGCUGCACCUGGCGUCCAACGGGCUGCAGCUGCCGUCCAAGCUCGCCUUCCUCGCUCCCGUGCACGUCCCCGCUGGGCCACUCCUCUUCCCACCGGCCUCCGCCCUCUCGCCCGCACCGCGCCGCUGGAGGGGCAAGGCCAGCCACGAGUUCAUCACAUCGCCACCCGCUGACGUGGCGCAUGACCUGCCCUCGUGGCGCAUGUGCCCCUCGCCUUCCGCGCCCCUCCUCUGCCCCUCCCCCUCCUCCCUCCUCCCCUCCCCACAAGGCCCCCACAAGCCUCGCUCGCUCCCCCCCACGCCCUCUCUCCCCAUCCCUUCCCCCACGGGGGGAGUGGCGCACUCCCCCUCCCCCCGGGCGGCAGCAGCAGCAGCGGCCAUGCCGUCACCAUCACCACGAGCGUUUUCCACGUCAGCACCAUCGCCAACUGGCACAGUGGGGUCAACGAGUGCCAUGUCAGCACACGGCUCGCCUGCCAUUACUGCACGACCCUCCCCCUCCCUGCCACCCCGCUCCUCCCCCUCCAUCGCACCCCGUCCUUCCCCACCUGCACCUUCCCCAGCUGCGCCCUCCCCUGCCCCAUCACCCGCCCCAGCUACGCCCGCCCCUGCUCCAUCUCCCUCCCUGGACUCAUCUAUGGCAGGCAGCAGUGGCUGCCACGUCAGCAGCGAGCAGAUGAUGAGUCAGGAGGCCACGUGGAGCACUGGCGCUACAGAUGCUCGCCCUGCUCCCGCGCUCGCCCCUCCUGCGCCUCUUGCUCCUUCUCCUCUCUACUCUCAUGCUCCCCCUCGUCCUCCUGCCCCUCCUCUCCCUGUCUCUGCCUCUGACCCGCCAGCACACCCCCCUGGUUCCUUCUCCCACUACCUCACCACGCCACUCGUCUUCCCCUCCUCCCUCCUCCUCUCCACGCCCCACCACGCUCUGCCGCCCAAGACUCUGAGCUACAGCCAGAGCUACAGCGCCUGCUACAGCCGCGCUCCUGCUGACGCCUAUGCAGCCCCAAGUGUGCCGGGGCCUGGAUGUGGGGUUGAUGAGAGAGGGGACGAGGCAGCAGCAACAUAUGGGGAAGCGAGCGCAAUG
This is a messenger RNA of Closterium sp. Naga37s-1, 1746 nucleotides long. The record is from the annotation of a GenBank genome assembly. NCBI's taxonomy places the organism in Eukaryota, Viridiplantae, Streptophyta, Zygnematophyceae, Desmidiales, Closteriaceae.